Molecule: messenger RNA, 607 nt
Organism: Phyllostomus hastatus (greater spear-nosed bat)
Lineage: Eukaryota; Metazoa; Chordata; Mammalia; Chiroptera; Phyllostomidae
Gene: NDUFB6
Product: NADH:ubiquinone oxidoreductase subunit B6
Exons: 4
Coding region: 109-495 (128 amino acids)
Biological process (GO): mitochondrial ATP synthesis coupled electron transport; mitochondrial electron transport, NADH to ubiquinone
Source: RefSeq, a predicted model, not a curated record
CUCCCAGGCGUCCCCGCAAGGUCGCUUUGCCCAGCGGGAGCGCGCCCAAGUGACUAGACCCAGAUCCGGGGACGCGCUGUCUCCUUCUGCCUGCGUACCAGCGGUGACAUGACAGGGUACACGCCAGACGAGAAACUGCGGCUGCAGCAGCUGCGAGAAUUGAGACGGCGAUGGCUGAAGGACCAGGAGCUGAGUCCCCGGGAGCCGGUGCUGCCCCCUCAGAGGGUGUGGCCUAUGGAGAGAUUCUGGAAUAAGUUUCUUCAAGACCAGGCCCCGUGGAAGAACCUGAUCUAUAAGACAUACCGACACAGUGUCCUUGUUUUUACUCAUGUACUUAUACCUGCCUGGAUUAUUCAUUAUUAUCUCAAAUAUCAUGUGACUACAAAACCAUAUGCCAUUGUUGAAAGGAAGCCCAGAAUAUUCCCAGGUGAUACAAUUCUGGAGACUGGAGAAGUAAUUCCACCAAUGAAAGAAUUUCCUGAUCAACAUCAUUAAAGGUUAAUUUAAAAUUUCAGAGGCAUAUGAGCCCAAGUUUUGUUGCUACAUUACCAUAUUUACUGAAUAUAUUUUCUGGAAAAGUAACUUGAAUAAAGUGUACUCUCGGGUA